Molecule: messenger RNA, 4944 nt
Organism: Oppia nitens
Lineage: Eukaryota; Metazoa; Arthropoda; Arachnida; Sarcoptiformes; Oppiidae
Product: RNA helicase aquarius-like
Exons: 3
Coding region: 240-4814 (1524 amino acids)
Biological process (GO): mRNA splicing, via spliceosome
Cellular component (GO): catalytic step 2 spliceosome
Molecular function (GO): mRNA binding; helicase activity
Source: RefSeq, a predicted model, not a curated record
CAUCAAUGUGUUUGUGUGUGCGGUUUGUAUCGUAAAUUGAAUCCAAUUAUUAUUAUUAUUAUUAUUUAGUAAACAAUAUAUUUAGUUAUUAUUACAGUAUUUUUUGUGUCAAUUAAAUAGUGUCCACAAAAAAAACAUAUAAAAUCAAUGACACCAUUGCAUGUCAUCAUCACUAUUAGCUGAUCCAUUGCGCCAGUGAUUACCACAACAACAACAACACACACACAGACAGAAAAAUAAUGCCAGAAAUAGUCGUAACAAAUAGCGAACUAAACGACGACUAUCUAAUCGGUUUGUCCCGUAAGUACUGGUCGCCGGCAACUUUCGGCCAAUGGUCACCGUUUGAUAGGCAAUUGGUUACCGAUAUCUAUAAGAAUGAGAUUCAAUUGUCGUCGCCGUCAGCGUCGUCCUCGUCGUCGUCGACCACCGGUGUCCGCGGCAGUGCCGACAGAGGCGGAGGAUUCAAUACCAGACGUAUUGUUAUACUCGAGUUGAGCCGUUAUCUUGAAAACUAUUUGUGGCCAAAUUUUGGCCAAUUGGUGACUGCCGAUGCUGCUGUCGGUGUCGAGUAUCUAAUGUCAAUCGUUGUGAUGGUUAACGAAAAAUUUCGCGAACGAGUCAACGUUUGGCAGUGUUUCGAAAUGAAUCCCCAGUUUUUCGGCCAAUUGGUCAGUCAAGUGACUCGGCUGAUGAUCGCGAAAGAGACCGCCGAUAACUUGUCGUUCAAAGAGAGAACAGCUUUACUGGUGUUUAUCAUACAUUGUUUCAAUGGUAUAGAAGUUAAGAUAAUCAGAGACGAAAUCCAAAAGUAUGUGUCGCUAAGUAUUUGGUCAAAUUUGUCGGCAAAACGCCGGGAAAUGGAGUUCAAAAAAGUACCGAAACUAAGAAAGUAUUGGUCGGCCAUACAAAAGAAGGACAAACAGAUGGACAGUGAAACCCGUGAAAGAGUUUUGUUUGAAAGAAGUUUUUUAUGUAAUCUAAUCAAACAGUUUUUCGGUUAUCUGUCACUGAUUCCGGCCGCCGCUGACAAUGAGAUCGCAAAACUGGACAAACGAUUGUACGAUUGUGUCCACUAUUGCGAACGAUUUCUCGAACUGAUGAUCGACUUGGAAUCGAUUCUCCAGACCCGACGUUUUUUUAACGCAAUCUUCGACGACCAACACGUUGUUAUUAGAGCCCGAAUGUCUAAUCUGGCCCAACGUACGGGUCGCGAGUCCAAACUGUUCGGUCAAUUACUCGAAAUGUUGGUCUUCUAUGCCGACUUCGAAAUCGACGACAUGACCGGCGAAGCGAUGACUUAUCAGCAGAUUAUGAAACAACACUACGAUGCCAUUCAUCGGCUACAGAUCCAAGUGUUCCAACAUUUUCCUGCACUUCGACAAGUAUUUCUGGCCAAUGUUUCGGCAAUUGAUUCCCGAUCGACACUUGCCAAACACUUUCAAUCGCUUACGGAUUCAGAUCUUCUUAAAUUGGCCGAACUGUUGGGUUUCGGCGACGAAGAUGUGUUGAGAGAAUCGUACGACAAGAAUCUGAUUAAGGAAUUGAUUUACAAAAAACACGAACGCAAGACAUCUCGUCUUCAGUCACUGAAUGAGAUGCCAUUAUAUCCGUCGGAAGCGAUUAUUUGGGACGAAAAUCUGGUGUCGUCUCAGUAUUUCUCGAGUGAUGCCUGUCUGGCGCUACCGAAACUCAACCUACAGUUCCUCACACUUCAUGACUAUUUGCUUCGAAAUUUUCAUUUGUUUCGACUGGAAUCGACUUACGAGAUUCGACAGGACAUCGAACAGGCCGUCUCCCAUAUGAAACCGUGGCGUACGGAAAACGGUGGCCUAAUGUUUGGCGGCUGGGCCCGUAUGGCCAUCGGUAUCGAUAGUUUUACUAUCAUUGAAGUACGCAAACCAAAUCUCGGCGACAAACAGCCAUCACGAGUCCGGGCCGACAUUGUGGUCAACUUGAAUGUACACAAAGAUGUCAAGCACGAAUGGGAAAUGUUGCGCAAACACGAUGUCUGUUUUUUGAUUACCGUCAGACCCCGAUGUCCACCGGGAACUGCUUACAAAUACAAAGAACCGUUUAUACCUCAAGUAGGACUUACUUAUGUUAGGGGUUGCGAAAUCGAGGGUAUGCUCGAUCCGCACGGAAAGAUUGUCGACGAAACAUCACUCGACAAACCGUUCUAUAAUUCAGAUUUCCGUACGUUUCGUGUUUGGUUAGAUUGUAACCAAUAUAAGGAAGACAUGGACAGGACUAGUGGCGGAAGCGGUGACAGUGGCGGCGACGCCGAAGAUAUCUACGAUUCGUUCAAUAUACUGGUCCGACGUAAACCUAAAGAAAACAAUUUCAAAGCUGUUUUGGAAACCAUUAGAGACCUAAUGAAUACCGAAUGUGUUGUACCCGAAUGGCUACAGGAAGUCCUACUCGGAUUCGGUGAUCCAUCGGCGGCUCACUACUCGAAUAUGGCGACCAAAUUGUCGACAAUCGACUUUUGCGAUACGUUUCUCGAUUUUGAUCACCUGAAAGAGUCAUUUUCCGGUUAUGACAUUCAAACAACUAAUGAUUCUUCAGCAGCAAAACAAUUGAUUCCACCGUUUAAAGUGACAUUCAAUGAUGAAGACGAUGAUAGCGAUGAGGAAGAUGGCGAUGACAAUGAAAUGAAGAACAAGAAGACCAAAUCGCUAAUUGUUGUCCCAUAUGUUUUGCCAAACAGAGGUCCGUAUGAUAUGGAAAACGGUGUCAACAAGAAAAAUACUAUACGCUUUACACCGACUCAAGUGGAGGCUAUCAAAUCGGGUACACAACCGGGCCUUACCGUUAUUGUUGGUCCGCCGGGAACCGGCAAAACUGAUGUUGCCGUACAAAUCAUAUCAAACAUUUACCACAACUUUCCCGAUCAGCGGACACUGAUUGUUACCCAUUCGAAUCAGGCACUGAAUGCCUUGUUUGAAAAGAUUAUGUCACUGGACAUCGAUGAACGACAUCUGCUACGUCUGGGUCACGGCGAAGAAUCGCUGGACACUAGUAAAGAUUUUAGUCGAUACGGCCGCGUAAACUAUGUUCUGGCCAAACGAUUGGAUCUACUAGGCCAAGUCGAACAAUUGGCCAAAUCAUUGAACAUCCAAUCGGAUGUUGGCUAUACGUGCGAAACGGCCGGCUAUUUCUAUUUGUAUAACAUACUGUCCCGUUGGGAACGGUAUCUAUCAAAACUGCGAACCAUUGACCGGACGAUUAGGACGCCCGAAGUCGUCGCCCAAUUGUUUCCAUUUCACAAGUUUUUCGCGACUGCACCGCAACCGUUGUUUAGGGGACAGUCGUUUGACGAUGACUUGGAAUUAGCCAGAGGUUGCUAUCGACAUAUAAAGCAAAUUUUUACCCAAUUGGAUGAAUUUAAAGCUUUUGAAAUGUUACGAUCGGGUUUGGAUCGGUCGAACUAUUUGCUGGUCAGAGAGGCGAAAAUCAUAGCCAUGACCUGUACUCAUGCGGCACUCAAACGCAAAGAGUUGGUCCAAAUUGGUUUCCAAUACGACAAUAUAUUGAUGGAAGAGUCGGCACAGAUACUCGAAAUUGAGACAUUCAUACCAUUAUUGUUGCAGAACUCUGAGAAUGGACACAAUCGACUAAAACGAUGGAUAAUGAUCGGCGAUCAUCACCAGUUGCCACCCGUUAUCAAAAAUAUGACAUUCCAGAAGUUUUCCAAUUUGGAACAAUCGCUGUUCACCCGAUUCGUGCGGUUGGGUGUCGGUACUGUCGAUUUGGACGCCCAGGGCCGAGCCCGACCAUCACUGUGCUCGUUGUAUAAGUGGCGCUACAAACGGUUGGGUGAUCUCAAACAUGUACUAUCGUUACCCGAGUAUCAGUUUGGAAAUCCCGGAUUCAAGUAUGACUACCAGCUCAUUGAUGUUGACGACUAUAACGGUAUCGGCGAAUCGGAACCCGUAGCCCAUUUCUAUCAGAACUUAGCCGAAGCCGAAUACCUGGUGGCCACAUUCAUGUACAUGCGAUUGAUGGGCUAUCCCGCCGAUAAGAUAACAAUACUGACCACCUAUAAUGGUCAGAAACAUUUGAUUCGCGAUGUUGUCAAACAAAGAUGUGCCACAAAUCCGUUCAUUGGUUUUCCAUCAAAGAUAACAACUGUCGAUAAAUAUCAGGGCCAACAAAACGAUUAUAUAUUACUAUCAUUGGUCAGAACGAAAACGGUUGGCCAUAUUCGCGAUGUCAGGCGUCUGGUAGUAGCCCUGUCCAGAGCCCGGUUAGGACUAUACAUAUUUGCCCGGAUAUCCCUGUUUCGCAAUUGCUACGAACUGUCCGAUGCAUUCAAACUGUUAACACAACGACCCGAUUGUUUGCAUCUGUUACCGGCGGAAAACUUUACCGAUUGUAGUCGAAAACUAUUAGAAACAGAUAGUUCGGAAACGCCCGAAGUGAAGGACAACAGCGGCGGUGGCGACAAAGUUGUCAUCAAAAAUAUGCAACAAAUGGUUCAAUUUGUUUAUCAAUAUUAUCAACAAAAAGUCGAACAAUGGAAACAAACUGAUCCGCAAAUGUUGGAUAGAGUACUGAAUAAAACAAACAAUAAGAGCCAACAACAACAAGAAUCGGCCGCAGAUGAAGUGAUGACGGAAUCAUUGGCUGAUGAUAAUGAAGAAUCUGGUGGUAAUGAUAAUAACGACGACAACAAUAAUGACAAACAAGAAGAAGAAGAAAUGGAUGAUAAAGAAGACGAUGAAGAAGAGGAAGAUUUAGGUUUCGAAAAGCUAACAGAAGACGAUACGGGAACUGAAGAUAUUGUUGAAAACAUGAGUAUAACAGAUGACUAAACAAAAAUUUGUUAAAUUAAUUAAUUAAAUAAAAUAAAAUAAAAUAAAAUAAAAUAAAAUAAAAUAAAAUAAAUAAAUAUAUAUAUAAUAAUAAUAAUAAUAAAAUCAAUGUCAAAAUUCAUUCAUCUAA